AGAUGGCUCUUGGAGCGCAGCGAAUAUGAAGUAAUCGAAAAUGGCGACCAAGAAGAGCAAAAGUGCAGUGAUGUGUUGACAAAUAAUUAACCGUUCUUGAAAAUGUCCAGCACACCUGCAAACCGUAGAAACGGUGCGCAGAAAAUAAGGUUAACCAUCCUUUGUGCCCGGAACCUAGUUAGGAAGGAUCUGUUUCGACUGCCGGAUCCCUUCGCGAAAAUAUCGGUGGAUGGCAGCGGUCAAUGCCAUUCAACUGAGACCGUUAAGAACACGACGGAUCCCAAAUGGAACUCCCACUACGACUUAUAUAUUGGCAAAAAUGAUAAUGUGACGAUUUCGAUUUGGAACCAUAGGAAAAUACACAAGAAGCAAGGAAGCGGGUUUUUAGGCUGUGUUCGUAUCGUAAAUUCCCUGAUUCAAAGGCUUAAAGAUACGGGAUAUCAACGUUUGGAUCUGUGUAAAGCAUCCCAAGAUGAUAGUGAGCCGGUUAAGGGACAGAUUAUAAUUUCGUUGCUUUCACGCGACGGACCAUGCGGCGGUACGCCGUUGGCAGUAGUGGGUCCGUUAGGCGAACUCAGAGGGCCGGCGAGUCGGGAAUUGUCGCCGCAAGAAGACGAGCUGCCGCCAGGCUGGGAAGAGCGGCGCACGCCCAACGGUCGUUUGUACUAUGUGAACCACAUAACUUUAACGACUCAGUGGUUGAAACCGCACGUUUCCGCGAAGAAUCGUGCGACACCUCGUAGCAAUAAUAAUAAUAUAAAUAAUACAAAUUUAAGCAAUAAUAAUAGUGUCGAUAAUAAUAGCGUUAAUAAUAAUACGGACGAGGUGCAAUCGCCGAUAAGGCCGAGUUGUAGUACGUCGCCCGUAACCAAUGGUGCAAAUAUUGAAAAGGAUCAGACGAGUCCGCUGCGUACCGGAUCCUCCUCGCCCAGUGACGGUUUCUCUCAACCGUUAAAUUUUCUAUCUGGUACGGUCGUUCCGGCACCUAACAACAUUAGUUGUAACGUCCCUAAUUUGUCCAAUUCAGAGAAUACGAAUGGACGGUCGAAGGAUCGGAGACAACGCAGUUUGGAGGAAAGACGCGGCGGCGACAGCGGAGGUCGACGUCGAUCCGCACGCAAUCGCGCAUCGUUAAAUGGCGUCCAAAUUGCGGCGCUUCAAGGACAGCUAGUCGGUGAUCCAAAUAAAUUAGAUUUGCCCGUCGGUUACGAGUUGCGGACGACACAGCAGGGCCAAGUGUAUUUUUAUCAUAUUCCGACUGGUGUGUCAACAUGGCACGAUCCACGAAUACCCAAAGAUUUGGCGUCGCGGGGAUUUGCUCUGGAUCAGUUGGGACAGUUACCUACCGGUUGGGAAAUGAGGCAGACAUCAUCAGGAAGAGUAUAUUUUGUAGACCACAACAACAGAACGACCCAAUUUACAGACCCGCGAUUAAAUGCGCAAAUACUAAGCAGCAUAUUACAAAGACAGACGGCCCCGCCCGUUGUUACCACCGCUACAACUUCAACUCCAACCCCAACAACUAGUCAAAGUACUCCUAGCACCAGCAGCAGUAGCAGCACACCACCAGCCACUUCCACAACCAACUCAGUCACUACACAGCCCACGCCCGCCGCCGUUCCUUCAACAUCGCGAACGCGUCCGGACAACAGCGACUUACCGCAAGGGUUACUGAACGACAGCGAACUGUUGCCGAAGUAUAGGCGCGAUCUGGUCGGCAAACUCCGCGCUUUGCGUGCGGAAUUGAACGCCUUACAACCGCAAAGCGGCCACUGUCGUUUGGAGGUGUCGCGCGCUGAAGUUUUCGAAGAGAGUUAUAGACUAAUAAUGAAAAUGAGGGCGAAGGACAUGCGAAAACGACUCAUGGUAAAGUUCCGCGGCGAAGAGGGUCUAGAUUACGGCGGCGUCGCGCGGGAGUGGUUGCAUCUACUGUCCAGGGAGAUGCUAAAUCCCCAGUACGGGUUAUUUCAGUACAGCCGAGAGGAUCACUACACGUUGCAAAUUAAUCCGGACUCUUCAGUCAACCCUGAGCACCUGUCUUAUUUCCAUUUUGUAGGGCGCGUGCUCGGCAUUGCGGUGUUUCACAAUCACCAAUUGGAAGGCGGCUUUACGACACCGUUCUAUAAGCAGUUAUUAAAUAAGCCGAUAACGUUGCAAGAUAUAGAGGGUGUCGAUCCCGAGCUGCACAGAAGCUUGACCUGGAUGCUGGAGAAUAACAUUACUGGGGUGUUCGAUACAACAUUUUCCGUCGAGAACAACAGCUUCGGCGUGAUUAAGGUUCACGAGUUGAAGCCGAACGGUGCUAGCAUAGCGGUGACCGAGGAGAACAAGCGCGAAUACGUCAAGCUGUACGUUAACUAUCGAUUUAUGCGCGGAAUCGAGCAGCAGUUCCUCGCGCUUCAGAAGGGUUUCAUCGAACUCAUUCCGAGCGCGUUGCUGCGGCCGUUCGACGAACGCGAGCUCGAGCUGGUGAUUAGCGGCAUCGGUUCCAUCGACAUCGCCGACUGGCGCUCGAACACCCGCCUAAAGCAUUGUACGCCGGAAACUCCGGUCGUCCAAUGGUUUUGGCAGGUGGUCGACUCGUAUUCCGAAGAGAUGCGCGCCAGGCUGUUGCAGUUCGUGACGGGCUCGUCACGCGUGCCGCUUCAGGGGUUUAAGGCGCUCCAAGGUAGUACAGGUGCAGCUGGACCACGACUUUUCACAAUACAUUGUGUCGACGUGUCACCACAAAAUUUACCUAAGGCACACACGUGCUUUAACCGGAUAGAUAUUCCGCCUUACGAUACAUAUCAAGUGCUUUGUGAUAAACUGACGCAGGCUGUUGAGGAAACGUGUGGUUUUGCUGUCGAAUGAUAAAAUAUUUUUGGGUUUUGGUUGGGGGUUUAAAACAUUAUUUUUAUUGACAAGAUUUAUUUGCAUACGUAUCAUCCCUUCACAUUCCUCAAGGUAGACAAGAAAAAGUUAUUUUAAGUUUGCAAUACUGUAAUAUAGAAACAAUUGAAGAAAGUUAGGUUAGGACAAAGGUCAAUAACGUAAUAUAAUAAUCAUAAAGUUGGCUUUGCUCAAUGUUUUCAUAUAAUUUCAUAAACCAAUGAGAAUUUACCUCCAAGCAUCUACCUUGAGGAGCGUCACAAACGGUUUAGCAAUACAGGUAUCACGCAUCCAUUUUAUGUUUUAAUUAAAAAUCUACUAAUAUUUUUAGAGUUCUAACAAUAAUUGUGAAACCUGUAGUGCCAAUUAGCAUUUUAUUUAUGAAAUUUUAAAAAAACCUAUUUCAGUAUUUUAUGCCCCUACAAAAAAAUUCUUUAUCAAAUACAAGUGUUCUUAUUUCAUACUCAUCUCCCUUGGUUUCGUGUGGAUUUUUGUAUAUAAAUAGUUGAUUAUAUUCUUAUACGUGUAAAUUUUAUUCAACAUACUUAGUUUAUUAAUUAUAGUAUUUUAUAUUA
Messenger RNA from Photinus pyralis (common eastern firefly), 3446 nucleotides. RefSeq names its product E3 ubiquitin-protein ligase SMURF2 (gene Smurf). Gene Ontology annotation, biological process: ubiquitin-dependent protein catabolic process; negative regulation of BMP signaling pathway. The record is from RefSeq and is a predicted model, not a curated record. Bases 103 to 2853 code for a protein of 916 amino acids. The transcript is spliced from 8 exons. Lineage: Eukaryota; Metazoa; Arthropoda; Insecta; Coleoptera; Lampyridae. Gene Ontology annotation, molecular function: protein binding; ubiquitin protein ligase activity.